This is a messenger RNA of Pantherophis guttatus, 3829 nucleotides long. RefSeq names its product ST3 beta-galactoside alpha-2,3-sialyltransferase 5 (gene ST3GAL5). NCBI's taxonomy places the organism in Eukaryota, Metazoa, Chordata, Lepidosauria, Squamata, Colubridae. Gene Ontology annotation, molecular function: lactosylceramide alpha-2,3-sialyltransferase activity. The record is from RefSeq and is a predicted model, not a curated record.
CACACGUCCGUCAAAGCUCCAUAAAUGCUGGGCUGCAGCUUGGUGCAAGCGCACCUUUCCUUCAUCUGGGACCGAACCGAUGAGCUCGCAGCCUCCGCGGGCUGAAGCGCAGCAAUGCUAAGCGAUGAAACGGCCUUUUGCCCCAAAAGAAGCUGCUGGGGUUUUGGAACAUGUUCGAUGUUGGUUACUCAUGAAAAUGAAAAGAUCAGCCGGGAGUUUGAAAAGUAAUUUCAAGUGUAUCGUGGUAGUUGUGAUUGCACUUUGCUUUAUUUACCUGGUCAAGACAACGUACGAGUCCAAGACAUGUGAAACAGCAAGAAUUGACAAGGUCAACCCUGAUCAUGCCAAGAGAGCUCAGAAAUACGCAGAAGGAAUUUUGCAAGCCAAGUGUCGCCCGUCUUUUGCGAAGACCAAGCUGAACGAGCUGUUUCCCAACAAGUACAACCCGGACCUCCUUCCCUUUGUAACGGAAGAUAUCGACGCUCAGUCCGAUCUCUUUAAGUAUCAGCCCCCUUUCGGCUUUCGGAAUCUUUUGGAGAAGCUUCGAGACUUGGUCCAACUUCUACCUGAACAAGAUCUACCGGCAGAGCUGCAUUCGAAAUCCUGUAAACAUUGCGUAGUUGUGGGAAGCAGCAACGUAUUACACGGGUUGAAGCUGGGCUCCUACCUGAAUCACUUUGACAUUGUCAUCAGGUUAAAUGAUGCACCUGUUUGGGGAUACACAAAUGAUGUCGGCAACAAAACAACAAUUAGAAUGACCUAUCCUGAAGGAGCUUCUUUAUCUCAAGACGAAUAUUUUCCAGAUAGCUUGUUUGUGGCAGUAUUAUUUAAAACGGUUGAUUUUGAAUGGAUAAAAGCAGUGGUGAAAAAUGAAACAUUACCACUCUGGAUGCACCUCCUCUUUUGGAAGAAGGUGGCGAUGAAAAUACCUCUCAUUCCGGGGAAGUUCCGGAUUUUGAACCCGAUGAUCGUUAAGGAGAUGGCAAUGGAUAUUCUGCAAUACCCAGAACCUCAGUCCAGCCUCUUCUUCUGGAAUCGGGUCAGUGCACAGAAGAUACCCACGAUUGGCAUCAUAGCCAUGGUUCUAGCUACCCAUUUAUGUGACGAAGUGAGCUUAGCCGGGUUUGGCUACGACCUGCAUCAUCCCGAGGCACCUCUGCAUUAUUACAACAACGUUUGCACGGUGGCCAUGAGGUGGCAACCCAUGCACGACGUAACCCAGGAGACGCAACUACUGCAAAAGCUGGUCAGAGAAGGCGCCGUAAGCGAUCUCAGCGGGGGAAUCUACUGCCACUUCUGCAACAAGCCAGGCUAACGGUGGGAUCAGAGAUCGACUUUCGCGUGUUCUUGCAAGCUUCCCUUGAUUGGGAAAAAAAAAAAAGCCACGUUCGUAUUCCACGCAGAUCAUGCGUGACAACUUUUCGGGGUUCAGUGUUUAUUUAAUAUUUGGCAGAGGUUUCUGAAUAUGCAUCAUUACUUCACACCUAACUGGUAUUUGGUAUCAUUGUAAGACACAGCACUUCUGAAUGGUUUUUGUCUGGACACAUGGAGAAUGAAUUUAUUAUUUUAUUUAUUUAUUAUUGAAUUUCUAUACCGCCCUUCUCCCUGAGGACUCAGGGCGGUGUACAGCCAGAAUUAAAAAACAUGCAGGACAAAUAUUAAAAAACAAUUAAAAGAUAUAUAAAUUUGGCCCAAUUAAAACUCACUACCAAUUAAAACAAUUUAAAACAUUUAAAAACAUUUAAAAAUUUCUUCUUAAGCCAGCCCGGCUUGCUUGAAAAAAUGGGUUUUAAGGGCACGACGGAAGGCACCGAGGUCCUGGAUUCUCCUUAUCUCUGGGGGCAGCUGAUUCCAGAGGGUAGGUGCCCCCACAGAGAAGGCCCUCCCCCUGGGGGUCACCAGCCUACACUGUUUGGCUGAUGGCACCCUGAGGAGGCCCUCUCUGUGGGAGCGCACGGGUCGAUGGGAAUUGCGAGCAGUCCUCGACUUAACGAUCAAACGAGGCCCAGAAUUUCUGCUACUAAGUGAGGUAGUUAUUAAGUGCCUUGAGCCUGAUUUUAUGAGCCUUUAUUUUAUUUUAUUUUUUAUUAUUAUUUUUUUGCAAUUGGAUGUUAAGCGAAUCAGUGCGAUUUUUAAGCGAAUCCAUCUUCCCCCAACACACACACCCUAGUUGACUUCGGAAACCGGCUGGGAAGGACUCCAUUUUAAAAUUUAUUUAUCAAAUUUAGAAACUGCUGUCUCCACCCCAGCGGGACUCUGGGUGGUGCGGAAGUAAAAAUAUGAAAACGUAAAAAUUGUAUAAAGUUUAGGUAAGAGGCAGAGAUUGUUACAAUUCAACAUUAAAAGCUAAUUAAAAGGUGGUAGGGUCUAACCAGCUCCAUGCAUUGUGCUCCUCCUUGAGAGCUAAGCAAAAUGCUGAGUCUUCGGGCAUUUUUGAAAGACCAGGAGUGCAUGUGGGGGGGGGUCUGCUUCACCUCUUGGGGGGAGGGUGUAUCAAAAGGUGGGGGGCAAUGGUAGAGAAGGCUCUCCCUGGAGAGCCAGUCAGAAUUAUUUAAUUGAUGGGGUUGGGAGAAGGAGUGGCCGAAAUCGGUGGUGGAGUCAAAAGAGGAGCUAGCCUAGAAUCCUACGUAGUCACAAGCAAACUUAAGUCCAAUCGCCUUUAAAUUCCAUUGACUCUUAAUCUUGACUCCACGCACGAGUUGAGAAGAUUCCCAUUCAUAGGAUUUUAUCAAUAAAUCAGUUUAAUUGGAUAUCUAUGGAGAUUCUCCAUCAUCCAGGUCAUGGUCUUCCCAAAGAUGCUUUUUUCAAGAGGCAACUGGACUUUCUGGUUUUUCUUUGAAGAUGUUUCGCUUAUCAUCCAAGAAGCUUCUUCAGCUCUGACUGGAUGGUGGGGAAGGGAAGGAUUUAUACUCCUUGCAGACAGCUGGUCACUUGCAUCCUUUUAGAGAGUCAUUGAGGCCACUUGGAGGUUUACCUGUGAUCUCAGGGUCACCUGAGUAGUGUGGAGCCUUCUUGGAACUGUUGAAAGGACUGCGUUGUAGAUUGAUGAUGUCAUAUCCUUCCUCCUCUGUUGAGAGAAGGCUGUUCAGUUUUGACAUAAAUGACCUCUUUGACCCCUCUUUCAAACCAGCCGUCGUCUCUGUCCAAAAUAUGGACUUUGUUGUCUUCAAAAGAGUGGCCUGUGUCUUUUAAAUGCAGGUGAACCGCUGAAUUUAGUCCGGAUGUGUUUGUUCUGCUAUGUUGUGCCACGCGUUUGGGAAGUGGUUGUUUUGUUUCCCCAGUGUACAGAUCUGCACAUGGCUCACUGCAUCGUACUGCCUAUACCACGUUGCUCAAUUUCCAUCUGGGUGUUCUAUCCUUGGGGUGGACAAGCUUCCGCCUUAGUGUGUUCUUGGGUUUGAAGUGUGCACGUCUGUUGUGUUGGCUGAAGAUCCUCCUGAGCUUUUCCAAUAUUCCUGCAAUGUACAGAAUGACAACGUUGCUUCGUUUAUUGUUCUCAUCAUUGUCUGUUACAGAGGAGGGUCUUUUUUGAUGAAGGCCCACUUGGAAUAGCCCUCAGAAUAUGUGGCUUUGAUCAUACAACUCCGGGUUGCUUCAACCAUCAUAAGUUCAUGCCAAUUGCGAAGCAUCUGCAUUUUAAUUACAUGACCUGUGUAUGUGUGGUGAUAGUCCUAAGGCCGAGGUUGUAAGUCACUUUUGCAGUGCUAUUAUAACUGGUCACUAAACAAAUGGUCGUAAGUCGAGGAUCGCCUGUAUAAGUUACUUGUUCAAGGGACGGUUUAAAAAAUUCUGUUAUAAUUGUGGAUUACAGUAUUAUUUUUCCGGAUAA